GGCGGCUUGUGGUUUUGCGCGUCCAAGAAGACCACGCGGUCACAGUGUCUCAUGCAUUAUAAAUCAGAUUGAAGCCGCCCAUCUGUGCAUUUUUUAAACUGUUUCCCAUGAUAAAAGAAUCCGCUUCACACCAUUGAAAGGGGUAAGAAAUCGUUAGAGACCAACUCACCGCGUAAACGAUAGGGAUCUGUCGUCUGAGAUGCCCAGUUCAUGAUUCGAAGAGGGUGGCAGGAGUUCCGGAGAUCUGCUGACGACGCUGUAAGGGCGUUUUAAUCGGCCUACCGACGUCUCCAGUCUCCUCCUUUUGUCGGGAGGAAAAGUUUUCCCGCGCCAAUUUCGCGAUCUCGUUGGGAUUUAUUCGAGAAUUUCGGAGAUCCAGCGCUUUACAGAUGCCGCCGCACUCGAUCCCUUUCUCCACGAAAACUCAGAAGGCCAGAUCAUGGCCGAAGUUCUGGUUCAAUUAUCUAUUGAGAGAACAGAGGCUUCUCUUCGUCCUCGUCGGCAUGUUGAUCGCCUCCACGUUCUUCAUGCUUCAACCUAGCGUCUCGAAGCUCGGAGCUGUGGAGAGCCGGCAUUCUGUCUACCCAUCGGCAGUCACUGGAGUGAACCGUGAAGAGAUUGAAGGAUACGGCUACGGGGGUUCCGCUAUGGUUGCCAAGAACAGGAGGGUGCCUGUUGGGGUGAAGAGCCCGGGAAGGAGGAUAGUGGUGACUGGCGGGGCGGGAUUUGUCGGCAGUCACCUUGUGGAUAGGUUGCUUGACAGAGGCGAUAAUGUCAUAGUUGUGGACAAUUUCUUCACUGGUAGGAAGGAGAAUGUGGUGCACCAUUUUGGCAAUCCGAGGUUCGAGCUGAUCCGACAUGACGUGGUUGAGCCCAUUCUUUUGGAGGUCGAUCAGAUCUAUCACCUGGCCUGCCCUGCUUCACCUGUUCACUACAAGUAUAAUCCCAUCAAGACUAUCAAGACUAAUGUAAUGGGGACCCUGAACAUGUUGGGCCUGGCAAAGAGAAUUGGUGCAAGGUUUCUUUUGACAAGUACCAGUGAGGUUUACGGCGACCCACUUGAGCACCCACAGAAGGAAACAUAUUGGGGCCAUGUCAACCCUAUAGGUGUAAGAAGCUGUUAUGAUGAAGGAAAAAGGACAGCAGAGACUUUGGCAAUGGAUUACCAUCGAGGUGCAAAUGUUGAGGUACGCAUAGCUCGAAUUUUCAACACAUAUGGACCAAGGAUGUGUAUAGAUGAUGGACGUGUUGUCAGCAACUUUGUUGCUCAGGCCCUCCGUGGGGAGCCAAUGACUGUCUAUGGUGAUGGCAAGCAGACGAGAAGCUUUCAAUAUGUUUCUGAUCUGGUUGAUGGAUUAAUUCGGCUAAUGGAAGGGGAGCACGUUGGUCCUUUCAACUUGGGUAACCCUGGAGAGUUCACCAUGCUAGAACUCGCUGAGGUUGUGAAGGAGAUUGUAGAUCCCAGCGCCAAAAUUGUAUUUAAACCAAAUACUGCAGACGACCCUCACAAAAGGAAACCGGAUAUAAGUAAAGCAAAGGAACUGUUGAACUGGGAACCAAAGGUCCCGCUGAAGGAAGGACUACCCUUGAUGGUGACUGAUUUUCGGAAGCGUGUCAUGAAUGAUGACAAUUGAUAGUCAAUAAAAGGGAUAUGAGCAUUAUUAUUUUUCCGUCUGUCCUGUAUAAUAGCAAGCAUCUCUAGCUACCUAUUCGUGUUCAAAAUUCAUAGCAUUAUAGGAGUUAGCCCUACACUUAGCUAAAUCAUUGUCGAUUGCAGAUAUGAUCGAUUUCUUGUGAAAUCUUCCUUAAACUAUAAAUGUAACUUUUUCAUGCC
Molecule: messenger RNA, 1834 nt
Organism: Nymphaea colorata (pocket water lily)
Lineage: Eukaryota; Viridiplantae; Streptophyta; Magnoliopsida; Nymphaeales; Nymphaeaceae
Product: UDP-glucuronic acid decarboxylase 1-like
Exons: 9
Coding region: 390-1634 (414 amino acids)
Biological process (GO): D-xylose metabolic process
Cellular component (GO): cytoplasm
Molecular function (GO): UDP-glucuronate decarboxylase activity; NAD+ binding
Source: RefSeq, a predicted model, not a curated record